AUGAGUGAACGAAAUCCAAAAAGACGUAAAACUACACAAACUACACUUAAUUUUGUACCAGAAUUUUAUACUAUAUCUAUUCCUAAAAGUCAAACUACUAAUAUUCAAAAGCAAAAAUUAACCAAUAAUGUACAAAAAAGUCUUUUUGAUUUUUUACCAAAUAUAAGUACUAAAAAAAAACAUUCUAUUAAAGAAAUUAAUGUUAGUAGCGAUGAUAAUUCCAAUAGUAAUGAUGAGAAUCAGUUUGAAAAUAGUGAGGAUGAUGAAAGUAGUGAUGAUAGUGCGAGUAGUUCUGAUUAUGAAUUAAAUGAUGAAUGUCAGUGUGGUAAGGAAGUUAAAUUAGAUAGAAAAUAUCGACCAAAAAAUUUAAUUUCUCAUGCAAAAAGUAGUAAUUGCCAAAUUCGUAAAGAUAUGAGGUGUUAUUUCUUUUUACAAAUGUGGAAAGAAUAUUUACUACAAUGUAAUGAAAUAUAUCAGAAUAAAUGGUAUUUAAUAUCUAAAACCUGUAUUUCCAUGCAAAGUUUUAAGAUAUUUACUAGUUUAGCAGAAUCCAUGUUAUUAUUAAUAUUGGCAUAUAGAAAAUAUUAUUUGACCUUUUCUUUUUUUUCUUGGGAACACGGUACUAAAGCUAUUGAACAUGUUUUUGGACUUGCUAGACAAAUUGUACUAGAUUUUACUUAUUAUGAAUUUUAUAAAAUAAUAAAUAAAGUUAUGUAUAGAGAUAAAAUAUUAAAGCUUGAAAAUUUAAUUAAUCAUCAAGAUAAAACAUCUGCACAAGGUUAUAUUUUUGAUAUUGAUGAUAAUAUUUUAUUUCAAAAUGAAAUUGAAUUAUUAAGAUGCUAG
Molecule: messenger RNA, 843 nt
Organism: Rhizophagus irregularis DAOM 181602=DAOM 197198
Lineage: Eukaryota; Fungi; Glomeromycota; Glomeromycetes; Glomerales; Glomeraceae
Source: RefSeq, a predicted model, not a curated record